AUGUUAACGAACAUUGAUCGGCAGGCGAUGUCGUCGCUACGAUAUAUUAGAAACUGUUUCGAACGAUCAGGCCAGUCGUUCCAUCAAGAACAUCAAAAAUAUUGUCUUAAACGUUCAAUCGACAGCGAUGAUGAGGAUUUGAAUGAAAGGCCUAAUACCAGGUCGCAACUAUCCAGGGAGAUUGCUAUUCGAAAUGUUGAUCGUGAGAUAAAAACCGAGGAUAAUCAUGGUGAAAGCGUUGAUCAAGCUUCAGGUGGGGAGAAACCCAACGUCGAACCAAAAGAAGAAGAAGAAGUGGAGGAUGAUGUGAUUCCCAUAAUUCGUGUACCGGCCAAUCAACUGAUGCGUGCAUAUAUGAAAAUACCAAAUAAUCGUAUCAAAAUCGAAGAUCAUAACAAAGAAAACAUUUCGAAUGGAGUGAAACGUGAACGAUCAAAUUCGCUGAAUAUUUUUGAUAAAAGUGAUGACAUCAACGAAACCAAUAUAUGUGAACCACAUAAAAAGAAAUCACGAGUAUCGAGAAAAGGAGUUGUAUUGAAGGAUAUAAGUCGAAAAAUCAGUGGUAAAAGUAACGCAAACACGACGAAUGAAAGAAAUAUUUCCAAUGCUAUUUUUGAAGUGAAUAUAGCUGGAAAUGUGAGAAGUGGCCAGACGACACUUGAUAAAUGGAUUUCUCAUAAGAACAAAAGCAAUGGAAACAAAGACCAAAAGAAUAGAGGAAUCAACGGUCAAACGAAGGAAAAGAAAACGAACAUUCAACGAUCGCAAAGUCUAGAAGUCAAGCAGAAAAUAUCCAGUGAUGUGAGAACUCACAAUGGAGAAAAACCACAUCAAUGUGAUCGAUGUAAGAAGCGAUUUAGUCGUAAAUAUCAUCUCAAUACGCAUAUUCGAAGACACACUGGAGAAAAACCAUAUCAAUGUGAUCAGGAUAAAAAUAAGAAAAAGUUUGUUACUAUUGCAAAGGCUGCACUAGAAGGACACAUGAGAAUACAUACUGGAGCGAAACCAUUUAAAUGUGGUCGAUGUAAGAAGCGAUUUAAUACAAAAACUUCUCUCACUAGACAUAUUCGGUGUCACACUGGAGAAAAGCCAUAUCAAUGUGAUCAGUGCGAGAAGCGAUUUAACCGCCGGCAUCAUCUCCAAUAUCAUAUGAGGACUCAUAAGGAUAAAAAACCAUAUCGAUGUGAUCAAUGUAAGAAGCGAUUUAAUCAAAAGAGUAGUCUUAAUUUGCAUAUUCGAAGGCACACUGGAGAAAAACCAUUUCAAUGUGGUCGGUGUAAGAGGCGAUUUACCCAAAAGCCCCAUCUCAAUUCGCAUAUGAAGACUCAUAAUUUACCUUAA
Molecule: messenger RNA, 1341 nt
Organism: Contarinia nasturtii (swede midge)
Lineage: Eukaryota; Metazoa; Arthropoda; Insecta; Diptera; Cecidomyiidae
Product: zinc finger protein 37 homolog
Exons: 4
Coding region: 1-1341 (446 amino acids)
Biological process (GO): regulation of DNA-templated transcription
Molecular function (GO): RNA polymerase II cis-regulatory region sequence-specific DNA binding; DNA-binding transcription factor activity, RNA polymerase II-specific
Source: RefSeq, a predicted model, not a curated record